Messenger RNA from Drosophila obscura, 2168 nucleotides. It is a transcript of the gene TkR86C, whose product is annotated as tachykinin-like peptides receptor 86C. The transcript has 8 exons. The coding region runs from base 6 to 1532 and encodes 508 amino acids. Lineage: Eukaryota; Metazoa; Arthropoda; Insecta; Diptera; Drosophilidae. Gene Ontology annotation, biological process: G protein-coupled receptor signaling pathway. Gene Ontology annotation, molecular function: tachykinin receptor activity. The record is from RefSeq and is a predicted model, not a curated record. Gene Ontology annotation, cellular component: plasma membrane.
CCAAGAUGUCGGAAAUUGUGGACACGGAGCUGCUGGUGAACUGCACCAUUUUGGCGGUGCGACGCUUCGAGCUGAACAGCAUCGUCAAUGCAACGCAACUGAAUAGCUACAAUCGCACGGAGGUGGUCAGCCUGCUGGCGGGAUUCAUCGAGAACCGGGACAAUCUCGAGAGCAUCGACGAGGCAAAAGACUUUCUCACCGAGUGCCUGUUCCCAUCGCCGACGCGUCCGUACGAAUUGCCAUGGGAGCAGAAAACAAUUUGGGCCAUCGUUUUUGGCCUGAUGAUGUUUGUGGCCAUUGCUGGCAAUGGAAUUGUGCUGUGGAUUGUAACAGGACAUCGCAGCAUGCGAACAGUCACAAAUUACUUCCUGCUGAACCUUAGCAUCGCCGACCUGCUCAUGUCCUCGCUGAACUGUGUCUUCAAUUUCAUAUUCAUGGUGAACUCCGAUUGGCCCUUUGGCUCCAUUUAUUGCACCAUCAAUAACUUUGUGGCCAACGUGUCGGUCUCCACAUCGGUCUUUACGCUGGUGGCCAUCAGUUUUGAUAGGUACAUCGCCAUUGUGCAUCCGCUGAAGCGUCGCACAUCCCGUCGGAAGGUACGAUUCAUUCUGGUGAUGAUCUGGGCACUCAGCUGCGUUCUGUCGGCCCCCUGCCUGCUCUACUCCAGCAUCAUGACCAAACACUACUACAAUGGAAAAUCGCGAACUGUCUGCUUCAUGAUGUGGCCGGAUGGACGUUAUCCCACGUCAAUAACGGACUAUACCUAUAAUCUGAUUAUAUUGGUGCUGACAUAUGGCAUACCCAUGAUAGUGAUGCUCAUCUGCUACUCGUUGAUGGGUCGGGUGCUUUGGGGCAGUCGAUCGAUUGGCGAGAACACGGAUCGGCAAAUGGAGUCCAUGAAAUCCAAGCGGAAAGUCGUACGCAUGUUCAUAGCAAUUGUCUCGAUAUUUGCGAUCUGCUGGCUGCCCUACCACCUGUUCUUCAUCUAUGCGUACCACAACAACCAGGUGGCAUCCACCAAGUAUGUGCAGCACAUGUAUUUGGGCUUCUAUUGGCUGGCCAUGUCCAAUGCCAUGGUGAAUCCCAUCAUCUACUAUUGGAUGAACAAGAGAUUUCGCAUGUAUUUCCAACGCAUCAUUUGCUGCUGCUGCGUAAGCUUCACCCGCCAUCGUUUCGACUCGCCCAAGAGUCGGCUGACCAACAAGAACAGCUCGCUUCGCCAUACAAGAGCCGAAAACAAGUGCCAGUGGAAGCGCAGCACAAUGGAGACACAGAUCCAGCAGCAGGCACCGCCGACCUCCACAUCCUCCAGGGGCGACAGGGGCAGCACUCGUCAGCCGUUGUCCAUGAAGAGCAGCCUCAACCGUGCGGCAGUGGAGUGCAUUAUGGAACGUGCAGCGGAUGAUAAUAGCUCCAAUCUCUGUCUGUCCAUCAACAAUAGCUUGGGGGAGCGGCAGCGCGUGAAAAUCAAGUACAUCUCCUGUGACGAGGACAAUAAUCCAGUCGACAGCAGCAGUCCCAAGCAGCUCUGAUGCCCCCAAAGGGAGAUUUGAAUUGGUUUCGCUCUAAAUGUACAUAGAAAUAUUCAUAGAACCGACCCGUAAAUACCAUGCCCCCUUAGUGAAACUAGAAUUUCCGGUUGUCAACGAAAAGAAAGAAAUUCAAUUUGUAAAAAGUACUGUAUGAAAUGCAAGAGCCCUGCAUGAGCACACUGUCGAAUAUACCCUCCGUAGCACGGGGUACGGUACUCUGCACUUCCAUCGAUCACUAGUUCGCCGCUGCUGGAGAGAGCGAGAGAGCUUUGGCUUUGUUUGGCUUUGCCCAUCUACCUGCGCAAAUAUUUAUCAGGCGACAGAUCAACAGCAAGCCGAAACCAAUGCAAACUGCAAAAACAAUUUUGCAGCGUUUGUUUUCGCCCUUUGAGUAGAGCAACAACAGUUUCGCUUCAACUUUCGUGGAGUGGAAGGCGACGAACGGUGCAUACUAUACAUGUGCACGCACACACAAACAGAUUGCUCUCUGGUGUUGGUAUAUUUUGAGACGUGAUUUGCAGAUUUGCAAGGCUCGCUCCAUUCUUUUGUGACUGAGCGAACUUUGGACUCAUGCAGGGCUCUCGUAUUGUCACCAUCGAAGAGCUGUAAGAUUUUAAUUGUUGUAAACAUUUUAGG